UGUCUAAAUCCCUUCUUUUCUGACUUUUUUAAUUAUCCACACCCAAAGGCUCUGGGAAAUAUUGACCUCUUCCCUGCUCUCAGAACUAAUCCUGAGGUGAGAUUCAAUGACGGUGCUUAGAGUAAGAAAGUAGAAUGUGCACUAAUAGUAGGAGGCACUCUCAGAUUUCCCUCCAGAGUGGGAACCUGGAAUCUGGUUGGGAGAGAAACCAGAGAAUGGGAAGAGAAAAUGAGGGGCAUGAGAGUUACCAUCUCUCAGAGCCUGGUGGUGCACCUUAGGCAGUGGGUCUAGUUUGUACUUUGGUGUCUUUCUGGGAGCCCUUGAGCACCUGAUUUGGAUAUGCCAUAUACUUAUCUCUCAAUCAGGGACAGAAUUAUUGCUGCCCAUGCUAACAGACUCUAGCUCGGCUUCAUGAUCAGCCUAGGGUAGUUGAGGUAUUGUCACAGACACAUUAUCAAUAUGUUAGAGGAAGGAAGGAAAAAGGAUGAACAUCCAUGCACUGGCUGAUCUUCCUGAGCAUUCUAGCAGACGUGCAUGUAUCCAACAUCACUCUAUGCGUUUUCUCCCAUAUUCCACAGACGACUUUCCAGAAGAGAAUGACUCAGAGAAACAGCUCCUCGGUGACUGAGUUUAUCCUUGUGGGAUUAUCAGAACAAUCAGAGCUCCAGCUCUCCCUCUUCCUUCUAUUCUUAGGGAUCUAUGUGCUCACCAUGGUGGGAAACUUGGGCUUGAUCACUCUAAUUGGGCUGAAUUCUAGCCUUCACACCCCAAUGUAUUUUUUUGUCUUCAAUUUGUCCUUUAUAGAUCUCUGUUAUUCCUGUGUCUUUACCCCAAAAAUGCUGAAUGAUUUGGUGUCAGAAAAUACCAUCUCUUAUGUGGGAUGCAUGACUCAACUAUUUUUCUUCUGCUUGUUUGUCAAUUCUGAGUGCUAUGUAUUGGUGUCAAUGGCCUAUGAUCGCUAUGUGGCCAUCUGUAAUCCUCUUCUGUACUUGGUCACCAUGUCCCCACAAACCUGUUCUCUGCUGAUGUUUGGUUCAUAUGUGGUUGGUUUUGCUGGGGCCAUGGCCCACACUGGAAGUAUGCUGAGACUCACCUUCUGUGAUUCCAACAUUAUCAACCAUUAUCUGUGUGAAGUUCUCCCUCUCUUGCAGCUCUCCUGCACCAGCACCCAUGUAAAUGAGCUGGUGUUUUUUAUUGUGGUUGGAGUUGUCAUCACAAUAUCCAGUGUCAGCAUUUUCAUCUCUUAUGUUUUGAUUCUCUCCAACAUCCUCUGUAUUCCCUCUGCUGAGGGCAGAUCCAAAGCCUUUAGCACAUGUGGCUCCCACAUAGUUGCUGUUGCUCUGUUUUUUGGGUCAGGGGCAUUCACCUAUUUAACAACUUCUUUUCCUGGAUCUACAGACCAGGGUAAAUUUGCCUCAGUCUUCUACACCAAUGUGGUUCCCAUGCUUAACCCUUUGAUCUACAGUUUGAGGAAUAAGGAUGUUAAACUUGCCCUAUGCAAAACUCUGAAGAGAGUGCUCUUGUAACGGUUUUGCUUGAUUUGUUGGCAUUUGAUUCCUGGUAAGCAUCACACUCAAGUACCUUUUUAUCUACAGAUGGAGGGAUUUUAAUCUUUCAAUGGUGUCUUUUCUUUGUUUCUAAAAAUUGGAAAUCUCUUGUCUAUCCUAUUUUCUUGGAUUAGAUCAUUUUGUACCAUUUAAGUUGGUUCACUGCAUGAAACCUAGCAUCUAUUAUGUGCCUCGUGUUUACUGAACUCUGUACUAGGCUAAAGAGAUGAAUAAGAUGAGGCUCUAUGUCUUCCAUCCUUUUCCUGGCAGGCUAAAUGGGUUUGUCCAAGCAAAAAUACAUUUCUUGCUGGGAAAUGGAGCAGGCAGCAGUGUGAGAGCACAGGAGAGUAAAUUUAUUUUUUCCUCAAUUAUGGAAGCAGCUUUACCAACGACCAAAGGUAGAUACUUUGUUGCCAUAGGUAACAAAGUCUUUCAACCUUUAGAGGUUUCUUGGCUGGGAAGAUCAUAAGUCCACCCUUUCAUGUACAUAUAUGUACACACAGGAGAAGCCCUGGUCCAAGAAUUUUACAUGACCUGAAAUGUAAUGAUAAACUCAAACCAAAAUCUUUCUUUCAAAGUUUCAAAACUCCUGGCCUUUGGGAUGGUUAUCAUGAAGUAGGUGGCUGUGUA
Molecule: messenger RNA, 2177 nt
Organism: Loxodonta africana (African savanna elephant)
Lineage: Eukaryota; Metazoa; Chordata; Mammalia; Proboscidea; Elephantidae
Product: olfactory receptor 8B4
Exons: 1
Coding region: 495-1526 (343 amino acids)
Biological process (GO): G protein-coupled receptor signaling pathway; sensory perception of smell
Cellular component (GO): membrane
Molecular function (GO): odorant binding; olfactory receptor activity; G protein-coupled receptor activity
Source: RefSeq, a predicted model, not a curated record